GCAGCGAUUAUGGAGAUUCCGUAUUUGUUACAAAGAAUAUCGGAAUAGAUACAUUUGCUGAUGUGAUUUAUCUUUCUAUGAGAACAUUCGUCAGAUUUCGUAACAUCGAUAUCGAUCAAUCCUUGGAAAUUUAUCUCUAUAACGGAAGCUCACAACCACCGGAUAUAUCCAAAGAAAUGUUUUUUAAUUUUUUUUUUCAAAUUUACCCAACGGAGUUCCCAACACUAGAAAACAAUUACCGAGUCGUGGCGAAAUUUCCAAAAAACGGGUUGAACACCCUCGUGUUAGCUGUGAGAGCAGUUGGUUUGUGUGCGAGCGUUUAUAGCAUGAAAGUAUACUAUUAUUUUUGUGAAGAACAAUAUUUCAAUGGUUUUUUGAUACCGAAAACCACGUCUCCUUAUGAAGGAUGGAAAAGAAUAGAGGCAAAUUGUUCCGGAAAUUUUGCGUCGCCAGAUCAAGUUAUUGGAUAUUGUGGAUAUAAUGGAACAUGGAAAAUCGAAAAGAAUAUGGGAUGCUUUUGCAAGAAAGGAGAGGAAAAAAAUCAAUUAAAUGAAUGUUCGCCUUGUCCUGACGGUCGGUUUAAAGCAACCUAUUCUCAUGACCCUUGUAAACAAUGUCCUAAUAACAGCAGAAACAAUCAAGACCGAACAAGUUGUGAAUGCAUGGAAGGUUAUUAUCGUUUCAAUACGAAUAUGGAUUCAACUACAGCCCCAUGUUUUGGAAUUCCUUCGGAAGUCAGGAACAUUAAAAUUGUGGAGAGAACUGAGACUACAAUUACGCUUCAUUGGCAACGGCCACAGAUGCGGUACCAAGAUGUCGUUUAUGAAAUCGUAUGCAAUAAAUGUCCAUCGAGCAGUUAUAGUGCACUAUGUGAAGAGCCGUGUGGGAGAUCAGUCAAGUUUAUACCAUCACAAACUGAUCUUUGA
This is a messenger RNA of Dendronephthya gigantea, 926 nucleotides long. RefSeq names its product ephrin type-B receptor 1-B-like. Gene Ontology annotation, molecular function: transmembrane-ephrin receptor activity; protein binding. The coding region runs from base 78 to 926 and encodes 282 amino acids. Gene Ontology annotation, cellular component: neuron projection. Gene Ontology annotation, biological process: axon guidance. NCBI's taxonomy places the organism in Eukaryota, Metazoa, Cnidaria, Anthozoa, Malacalcyonacea, Nephtheidae. The record is from RefSeq and is a predicted model, not a curated record. The transcript has 3 exons.